This is a messenger RNA of Symbiodinium sp. CCMP2456, 611 nucleotides long. The record is from the annotation of a GenBank genome assembly. NCBI's taxonomy places the organism in Eukaryota, Dinophyceae, Suessiales, Symbiodiniaceae.
GUCAGGCGAAAUCACUCGGUGCCUUCCUCACUGUCGUUGGCCUGGCGUUCUCGGCGCUGUUGAUCAGGCUUUUCCCCAUUCAGCCGGACGAUGCAGAGUGGUCGUCAAUGUGGCUCGUGACUGCUGUGGUGGACUACUACGUGGCAGCGAGCUGCUUCUGUGCGGUGGCGGUUGCCACUGAGGGCCCUCGCAUGGGCACAGUUUGGUCUUUGCUGACCCUCAUCCUCGGCGCCCCCUUCGCAUGCGCGUACACGGCCUUGCACAUCUACCGCACGGGUAGCUUGCGCUUUCGCGACUUUUGGUAUGCAGCAGUGGACACGCCGCCCAGUCAGGAGAAGAGGUUGCCGGCCUCAACCAGCACGCUUCUGGUGGUCUUUUACGCCGUCGUCGGGAUCGCGUUCGCUUCCCGGCUCGGCUGGACGCUCUUCACCUACCCCUUGCUGCCGCUUCAGACGGAGGUGCUUUGUGGAUCAGCAAAGAUCCAUGUGAGUUCGGCAGGCGAUUACAACGCCCCAAAAUGCAUUUCCUGGAAGGGCUUGAAUGGCUUUGCCAAUUUCCACACCAUCCUGAAAAUGACAGGUCACCCGGUAACCCAACUUUGCAACAACUGA